Molecule: messenger RNA, 645 nt
Organism: Nicotiana tabacum (common tobacco)
Lineage: Eukaryota; Viridiplantae; Streptophyta; Magnoliopsida; Solanales; Solanaceae
Product: kirola-like
Biological process (GO): defense response
Source: RefSeq, a predicted model, not a curated record
CGCUUCUUUUUCUCAAGUUUUCUUCUAUAUCGAAGAAAAUAUGGGUCUGAAAGGCAAGUUGAUUGCUUCAGUAGAGGUGAAGUGUGGAGGACACCUGAUUCAUGAUAUUUUUCAUACCAAUACUCAUCAUAUAUCCAACAUAAGUCCUGGUAAGGUCCACAAAGUUGAUAUUGAUGAAGGUGAGAUCGUAAAAGUUGGUUCGAUUGUUAGUUGGAAAUAUAAUGACGAUGGAAACGAUAAAAUCUGUAAGCAGGUGAUUGAAGCUGUGGAUCAUCAGAAGAAAUCAAUCACUUGGAAAGUGAUUGGAGGGGAUCUGUUAGAGUUGUACAAUUCCUUCACUAUGAUCUCAUCCCAUGACCACCAAUGGACUACAUGGACAUUUGUGUACGAGAAGAAAACUGAAGACACUCCAGACCCUCUCGUUUUCUUGGGUUAUGCCCUACGUGUCACUAGAGAUAUAGAGGGUCACCUUCUCAAGUAAUAUAUAUAUAUAUAUACAUGCAUACAUGUCAUAUACAUAUUUCUGUGUCUGCGUGAUGAGUAUUUGGCAAUAUUGGCUAGUUGUAGCUAGCUGCGUGUGAAAUAAAUAAUGUUGUGUUUGAAGAAUAUAUUAUAUAUCCAAUGGUGAAUAUAUGUAAGAUAUUA